UCAAGUAUACUACGGAAUGAAAAUAAGACUACAAGAAGACCUUAUUAUACCAACCUCGAAGAAUCUAUCAGUUCUUUUGUGUCAUAUCAGGAAUUCAAGGACACAUCAAGAUUCGAAAAGAACAGCCACGCCUGAAAAAUAUCUUCCUAAAAGACAACAAUUCAAAAAAAAUACUAAACUUCAAUCACCUAUACAUUUGUCAAGUCUUGCAACUGCAAUUAAUCUUGCAUACCUUAAGAAAGCCGUGAACUUAAGUAGCUUGCCCAGAAGAAGCUAA
This is a messenger RNA of Dentiscutata erythropus, 277 nucleotides long. The record is from the annotation of a GenBank genome assembly. NCBI's taxonomy places the organism in Eukaryota, Fungi, Glomeromycota, Glomeromycetes, Diversisporales, Gigasporaceae.